AUGACAUCAGGAGGAACCGGAUACACCGCCCAGGACCCGAACUGGAAGUCGAAAGAGCAAGCCGAAGAGGCCCAGUACAUCCGCCAGAAGGAGCAAGAACAGCUCGCAGCGCUGCGCGAAAGCGUAAAGAACUCGGACAAGACCGCUGAGAGCAGCGAUCCCUCUGCCACUCUCGAUCCUAACGCCGCCGCCGGGACGAAGGCUGAGGCUAGCGUCGGCACGCAGCAGCAGAAGGAGCGCGACUUCGAAGGCGGCUACGGCGGCAUGGAGGACUACGAGGACCGCUACGCGACCACAUACGGCGCUCACUGA
This is a messenger RNA of Coniophora puteana RWD-64-598 SS2, 312 nucleotides long. RefSeq lists its product as uncharacterized. Gene Ontology annotation, molecular function: ATPase inhibitor activity. The transcript has 3 exons. Gene Ontology annotation, cellular component: mitochondrion. Bases 1 to 312 code for a protein of 103 amino acids. Lineage: Eukaryota; Fungi; Basidiomycota; Agaricomycetes; Boletales; Coniophoraceae. Gene Ontology annotation, biological process: negative regulation of ATP-dependent activity. The record is from RefSeq and is a predicted model, not a curated record.